GUGACACCAGCAUGUGACGGAUCCGGGACUUGAAAAGCUGCACCUCUAGCAUCGGUCUUGUGAUGCUUGCAUCUGGGUCGUUGGAAGUACUUGAAGAACUAUUGGUUAAUUCGGGCAGGUCUCCGCGGCCCGGAUGCCUGGCUCCUCCGCAGCUGGGAAGCCGGUCCCUACGGGUUCCGCCAUGAGUUCGAGCAGCGACUCGUCGUUCUCCGAGACGUCAAGUUCGUCGUCGGAAUGCUUCGACACGACGAGCACGACGUCGACGUCCUUCUCCGACCAGGAGGACGGCGCGCUGUUCGUGGCCGCGGGGCGCCUGGUCAACCGCAGCUCGGUCAGCAACAACCGGCCGCCCAGGCGCGUGCGCCUUGGACCAGACCGGGAGAGCACCGUCAGCUACCUCGAGGCUCUCGACGAAGAGGAGGAAGACAGCUCGGGGACGCCCAAGGAAAGAUGCAGCAUCUGCCUGGUGGCCUACCGUGAGACUGACACGCUCAAGCGUACGCCUUUAGUGGCUCCUGAGUGUCCGGGCGCAGUCCGUGGUGGACGCAGGAAAGCGGUGAUCACCGGCGAGGGGAGCAGGAAGAGGCGCCACAAGCGAGGAGAGGAGGCGCCAUGCCAGUAGCGCUGUGCGAGUGGGCGCGUGCGCGCACAUCGGCGACAAACCUUGCAGCCAUAUGGUCGUGAUUGCAUCCCGCGCUCGCAGCCACGCCGGCGUCCGUUUACAGAACGGUUCAGACAGCAGCAACAGUGGCAGCCAUAGAUAAGCUUUCGCCUGUCGCAGUUUAGCUCAGCAAAGUGCCCAUAGAUUUUUUUUCUUUUCUCACCUCUUUAACGCACGACGUCAGGGGCACGCAAGGCGUCAAUUGCCAUAUUUUUGCAGUACUCAAAUAUUGUUUGCUAUAGUAAUCGACGCAUUUGGGAUACGUAAAUGAAUCCACACUGGCACUGGUGGCCUCCCUAUAAAAUAAUGAAGUUACUCCAUUCGUUGCUUGCCCCAUAUUUAAAUGGCUUAAUUUUUGCCUAAGCUGGUUACAACUGAGGCGGUUAGAAAUAAAUGUUAAUGGUAUAUUUAGA
This is a messenger RNA of Dermacentor albipictus, 1074 nucleotides long. RefSeq lists its product as uncharacterized. The record is from RefSeq and is a predicted model, not a curated record. Lineage: Eukaryota; Metazoa; Arthropoda; Arachnida; Ixodida; Ixodidae. Gene Ontology annotation, molecular function: ubiquitin protein ligase activity. Gene Ontology annotation, biological process: protein ubiquitination.